UGAGGUGGUGGUGGUGGUGGGGGUUGGUAGGACGACGGAACGACGAAUUGGUCGCGGGUCGCGUGUACCCUUUGACGUGCGUUCAUUCAUUCAUUCGUUGCCGGUCCCCGCGUGUGCGUUCGCGAAUGUGUCGCCCGUUCGCUCAAUAGUCGCGUUUUGCGUGCAAAACAGGGGUGGAAAAUUGCAUUGUGAAAAAUCGCCGAGUGUAGUGAGAUACCGGUGUGAUAAUAAACAAAAACGAAUAAUACAUUUGAGAGUGCAUUUCGCCAACAUACACUCGCAACCGCUCCAGACGCCUGGUGAUCGCAUCCGGAAAGCAACUUUUGGCAUGUCGUGUGUGCGUGUGCGUUGAUGACCAGGUGACAUCAAGUGUGUGUGUUUGUGGCUCAUUUGUGUUUCUCCAACUCUUUUCAGUUCGUGUUUUGAACAUCGUUUAAGAAAAGCUGUUGUCGACCGACACACACGAGAGUGAAAGUGCGUGAAUUCUAUUUUUGGUGAUCAACAACGGUGCGGAUGUUUCCAUCUAUGGCAAAUGCUUUAGGAAAAGAUUAAAGGAAAAGCGUGAUCGGUUAAUUAAAAACAUAUUGAAAACUAUAGUGAGUGAGUGUGUGCGUGUGUGUCGGGGAUAGCUGUGAUUGCAUUAGUUACUGUUUAAAUGCAUAAUACAGUACUGUGAUAUGAAGUAAAGCCAAAUCGUCCUCUGUGUUUAUUGAAGCGGAAUGGUGUUAAAUUAGUGCAACUGACAUUUACAUACUGGUGACUCGGUGAAAAUCUCAACUGAAAAUCAUAAGUCUAACACGGCGGACGAACAAUCCGAUCGCGAGACGGAUCCCGGUCGGGACGGUGAGUCGAGCGACGAGGGCGUGAACGUGAAUCGCCCGUCCCCGGACGCAAAGAUGACAUCCGGCAUGGAAUUUGGCAGAAGUCCAGACCAUCACUCGGAGCUAAGUCAAGCGACGGCAGCAGCGGCCGCAGCGGCUGCAGCAGCAGCCGCCCAGUUCGGUGCCAACCAUCCGCUCGGCGUGCUGGGCAAUCUGACGGCGCUCAACAUGAACAUGCCGGGACUGUCCGGGCUGGCGUCUGGGCUAGCCGCGGGCCACCAUGGCGAUGUGCUCGAGAAGCUGAAGAUGCAGGUGCGGGACAUGAAGGUGGGCGCACUGAUGGGCGAACAAAUGGCGGCCGACUUUGCGGCCCUGCAUGCGGCUUCGUCGCCCUUCGGUGCGGCAUUAGCUGCCAGUGCUGCCAAUGGAGCUGCCGGCAAUGGAAUGGGAAUGUUUGGAGCUGGCCGGGAGGAAACGCGUGGCGGAAGUGGUGGUAAUGGUGGGAUGAAUGCAGGCAGUGGUGGUGGUGGUGGUGGAGGUGGAGCUGGAGGAGGAGGAGGAGGAGGCUCACAGUCGCAGACAGGAUCACAGAAUGGUGGCAAUUUUUCGUUCACCCUGCCGAACGCACCGAUCAGCAAGGAUGGCAAUCCCGGUUCCAAUUCGUCAACCUCGAGCGAAACGUCGAACUCGUCGCAACAAAACAACGGCUGGAGCUUCGAGGAGCAAUUCAAACAAGUACGGCAGGUAAGCAACAAGCACAAAGCGCUGAACCGUAACAGUGUGUGGCAAACACUGUACGAAAUCAACGAUGACCCGAAGCGGAAGGAAUUUCUGGACGAUCUGUUCCUGUUCAUGCAAAAGCGAGGCACACCCAUCAACCGCUUGCCAAUCAUGGCCAAGUCGGUGCUGGAUCUGUACGAGCUGUACAACCUGGUGAUUGCCCGCGGAGGGCUCGUCGACGUUAUCAACAAGAAGCUGUGGCAGGAAAUCAUCAAAGGACUGCAUCUUCCUUCCAGCAUUACCAGCGCCGCAUUUACACUACGAACACAGUACAUGAAGUAUCUCUAUCCGUACGAGUGCGAGAAGAAGAACCUGAGCACACCGGCCGAGCUGCAGGCCGCCAUCGAUGGAAACCGGCGCGAGGGUCGUCGCUCUAGCUAUGGCCAGUUUGAUUCGCCAUCCGUACAACGCUCACCGAUUCCGCAGGGCAUCUCGCAGAUGCCGCCACUGUCGCUGGUUUCACACGUCAACCAGCAGCAGCACCAUCACCGGCUGCUGCCACCGGUCGCCCAAAUACCGAACAUGCUGCCGGCCGAGUUCGAGCAACGCAUGCUUAACUACAUCAAGAUGUUCCAGCCGAAGGAGAUGGGCCGGGCGCAGAGUCCGGACAAGCUGUCCGCACUGAACGCGAUCGACAUAUCGCGCGUCGCCCUGUGGAACAUGUACAACCCAAGCCCGAACAGUCCACCGAACUCGCUCAACACUAGCCCGGAAAAUAAUAUGCAAAGCGCGCUCGAUCUUUCGGAAUCACCCGAUCAUGGUAUGGCGGCGAUCAAACGCGACCGCGAUCAUCCGGUCGAUUUUAGUGACCCGCGCGACUACGGUAACGGGCUAGGACCGCCGGCCAAACGUAGCCACCACCAUCACCAUUCACAUCACAACCGUUCGCUCACGCCACAGAAGCUAAACAGUUCCUCGCACGACGAAGAUGACGCCCGGUCCGACAGUACGCCGAUCAACCUGCGCGAAAACGGUGGCCACGGCCGUCGCCCCACACUGGACGACGAUGGCGACGACGAGGAUGACGAGAUGGAGGACGAACCGACGGAGGAGGACAUGUUGCGUGCGCAGUUUGCGGCGGCUGCUGCAGCUGCAGCCGUUAAUCAGCACCCGCUCGCACUAAGCCUUGCCGAUCAUCAUCUUCAGCAGCAGCAGCAGCAGCAACAGCAACGUGAGCGUGAACGUGUCCAGCAGCAACAGCAGCAGCAGGUUGCCGCACAGCAGCAGCGCGAACAGCAACACAGUCUGGCAACGCUCGACCUAAGCAUACUGGACCGCGAGCGGCUACGGUGCGACAGUGCUGACAAGCUGAAGCGUCAAAGCCAACAGUCGCAGCAGCAGACACAGCAACAGAACCAACAGCAGCAACAGUUGCUGGAUCACCAAAGGCAAUUCGCGCACCACCAGCAGCAACAGCAGUCGGCGCGUGUGGCGCGGGAACUUCGCAAGCAUGAGAACGGUGAUCGGCUCAGCCUGACGCCGGACAGUGAGCUGCACCAUUCGAAGGGCCAUCUGUCGGCGGGUAGUGGUGGCGGAGGGGCGGCCACGGGGCUAACGGAUCCGUUUAGCUCCCCGCUCGGCAUUACCGGCAUGCAGUUCAAGUUGAUCAGUCGAGGCGACGCUAGCAAAGGCGACCAGAAGCUGGUGGUAACGAUGGAGUUUAACGGUGUCCAGUACGAGGGCGUCCUGUUCGCCAACCCGCUAACCACCAACACCCUCUCCGCACCGACCUCGACACCACCCUCCUCGUCCGUAUCGGCCACUUCCGCCUCGCCGAUCGGUUCCAUGGUAUCGCCGGUAAAGUCCAGUGCCGCGCUCAUCUCACCACUGGACGAUCGUGAUUCGGCCGGGCCCAAUGUCGAGCUGGUAGCACUCUCCUCAUCGAAUGGUACCGCCACCAGCAACAUUGCAACCAGCGCUAGUAGUAGUGGCACUGCUGCUACGAGCACUGUUCCCAACACCUGCAUCCAGCAACAGGAUAGUGUGAUUCCACCCGGUGGCACACCAUCGCUCGGUGCCACCAGCCCGGCAAGAUCGUUGGUAUCAUAGGCGGUGUGACUCCUCUCGCUUUGAGCCCACCGAUCAUCCGCUCUCUCCAUUUCCGCUUUCAUUUCCCCCCGAUAGAGGGCGCAACGACUUCCGUGUAUCCCGGGUUUCGAUAGAAGCAAACAGCGCGUGACAUAUACACUGCUCUCUUCCUCUCCAAAUGUCCGUGUGCGCUUGCUCCCCAUUUUCUAACCUCGCUUGCUCCCGGUUCAGAGCUGGAGGCUCUCUCCAACCGUUCUCCACAGCAGCUAGCCGAAACGAUUCUAGCCGGGACCUUAGUUCUUAGUAGAGUGUAUGAAGCGAGUAACUUAUAAAAGAAAAAACGCGUGGUGUGUGAAAAAGGUGCGCGCCUAGGCAUUUUAUCUACAGGACAAACACACACACACACACAUCCUUAAAGAUUGUAAAGUUUCCCGUCUUUUUUAUAGAAUUAUUUUAUCACCGUUCAAUCUCUCAUGUGCAAAUAAUUUAAAGCAUUUUUUUGUGGCUCUCCCAUUUACGCAGUAAAACAAUCAUAAGGAAUGGCGCCGAUUCUGAAACUAAAGAGAUGUCUGUGCGUCAGUGUCUAGAAGUAGUGGAGACUGUUUAGGGCUAGAAGAGAGCUACAUUUUUUUGUUUCCACCUUCUGCUCUUAAUCUUGACUAAGCGCAUUCUCACUCGCCCUUUCCUAACAACAACAAGUAGCGCUAACGAUGGUGGGAAACAAUGUCUGAUACGAAACCCUCGCGAAGAAAGUAUCGAUUAAGUGUGUUAGGUAACCGACCAUUUUGUUUUUUUGUGUUUGCAUUUCCUACUGUCCUUUAUCCGUGUUUCUCCCAUCGGCAAGCAUCACCACUUUAGGAUACGUAGAACCCAUCUUGUCAAUUUUAUUUUUUGUCGUCUUCGUUUUGUAAUAUUCUCUUCUUUUCGAACCAAAAAUUAUGCUUAAUAAUUUGUAAGAUGCGCGCUUUUAAACUUGUUUUUAAACUUUAUUUUACAGUAGCUUCUUCUCUUUUCCCGCUUCCAUUUUACUCAUAGCGUCGGGCAACUGUUCGCCCUACAAAAGAUAAAGGGACACACGUUUAUACGAAAGCAUUGGGUUGUAAGUAAUGCUGCUUAGAAUAUGUUUUAGUUUUGCCUUUAGUCGAGAAGAUACUUGCUGGCGUUAGUGAGUUACUGAGUGAGGGGAAAACAGAUGCGCGGACAACAGGUGCGCCGCAUAAGUAUAGUAGCUGUGUGUUCUCGAGUAGAGAGUUUUUACUUUUGCUUACUAGGCAAUAAUUGGAUGCAAGAUGGAAAACAAAACGGAAACACACAUAAUUAAAUUAGCUAUGCGCAGCGCCGCUAUUAAUUGUACAAUGCGGUGUUAGAACAACAACAAAAAGGAACAACGGAAGAACUUCCGUUAGCAAGAUAAACAUAAUUAGUAGCUUCGCGUUUAAAAUUUGAAGAAAACAAAAACGGAAACACGAACGUUAGGUGCACUAAACACACAAAGAAAGCAACAGCAUAUUGUUUAGUGUACAACAUUAGGAGAACAAAAGAAAGGCGGUAACACUACAGUUAAAUAAACGACGACUAAAUAGCAUGUAUUGUGGACGGAACGGUAGUAA
This is a messenger RNA of Anopheles stephensi (Asian malaria mosquito), 5239 nucleotides long. RefSeq names its product protein dead ringer-like. Gene Ontology annotation, cellular component: nucleus. Gene Ontology annotation, biological process: regulation of transcription by RNA polymerase II. The record is from RefSeq and is a predicted model, not a curated record. The coding region runs from base 897 to 3650 and encodes 917 amino acids. Gene Ontology annotation, molecular function: DNA binding. NCBI's taxonomy places the organism in Eukaryota, Metazoa, Arthropoda, Insecta, Diptera, Culicidae. The transcript has 11 exons.